Molecule: messenger RNA, 2794 nt
Organism: Ylistrum balloti
Lineage: Eukaryota; Metazoa; Mollusca; Bivalvia; Pectinida; Pectinidae
Product: E3 UFM1-protein ligase 1-like
Exons: 16
Coding region: 1-2367 (788 amino acids)
Biological process (GO): response to endoplasmic reticulum stress; protein K69-linked ufmylation; regulation of proteasomal ubiquitin-dependent protein catabolic process
Cellular component (GO): endoplasmic reticulum membrane
Molecular function (GO): UFM1 ligase activity
Source: RefSeq, a predicted model, not a curated record
AUGGCUGACUUGUGGCAAGAAGUGAAACGUCUGCAAGCAGAUUUUCAGCGAGCACAACUAACAAGUGCAAAACAGAAACUCUCAGAAAGAAAUGUUGUGGAGAUUGUUAACAAACUGGUAGAGUUGAACUUGAUUGAAGUGAUAUAUACAAUCGAUGGCAAAGAAUACCUCACUCCUCAGGAGCUGGCUAAAGAAAUCAAGGAUGAAGUUAUGGUUCAUGGUGGAAGAAUCAAUUUGUCAGAACUACAGCAAAUCCUGAAUGUUGACUUCAGACAUGUGGAAACCCAAGUCAACGAGAUCAUCAAACAUGACCAUAAUUUGUCGAUGGUCCUUGGUCAGCUUGUGUCCAGAAGUUAUCUUGACAACCUAGCUGAGGAAGUGAACGACAAACUCCAGGAUCAAGGUCAUGUGACCAUAGCAGAACUGACAACCUUGUAUGAUCUUCCUGCUGAUUUCCUAUCUGAGCAUAUACAUGAACGAAUGGGUAGAAUCAUCAAAGGGAAAGUGGAUACGUAUGAUCCAGAUGUCAUAUUCACUGAUGCCUUCAUCACAAGAAUGAAAUCUCGUAUCAGAGGAGCAUUUAGUGCUAUUACAAGACCAACCACAGUCGGUACAAUACUACAUAGAUACAGAUUUCAGGACAGACUCUUCUUCAGUAUCUUGGAGGAGUUAGUUAGUACAGGGCGACUGGCAGGGACCAUUAGUGGAGUCAGACAGGAAAACGCUGCUUACAUCCCUGAGAUCUAUACAAAGACUCAGAACCAGUGGGUUGAUUCCUUCUACAAACAAAAUGGCUAUCUAGAAUAUGAUUCUUUAUCUCGCCUUGGAAUCUCCGACCCUAAAAGUUUCAUCAAGAAAAGGUUUAAAUCUGAGCCUCUGACAUAUCUAAGCACCUGCUGUGCUGGUGUAGGGAUCAAGGAACAGAUCGAAGCUAGUGUGGAGGAAGCUCUUCAGGACAAUUCCUGGGUCAACAUCAUGCCUCUACUUCCGUCCAUAUUCAGUGAGAAAGAUGCUAACCAGCUGUUGACUGAGUGUACAAAACGGAUAACAUCAGUGGUGGUCAGCUGUGACACCAUAGUGUCCAGUCAACAAUUCAUCACAGGCUUUGCUGAAAAAUUCAAGGACAUUGUUGCAUCCAGAGCUGAACAGGAAUCCCGAAAAAAUCCGAAUGUGUUCAAAGAUACCAGUGAUUCUGGUAAAAAGUCCUCUGCUCGAUUGUCGGGAAUGGAUGAUGGAGGGACUGGCCGUGAGGAGAGGAAAGAUCAGAGAAAGAAGAAAGCUCAAAGUAGUACAAAGAGUGGGGGAGGAACACAGGGCCGUGAAGUAAAAACCAAAUCACUGAAAAAGAAAGGGGCUAGAGGACGAGGUGACACGCAUGAGGGUUCUGAUGAUGACGACACAGGAGGAAAAGGAAAGCAAAUGGAAUCCUCUUUCAUGGCAAUAGAGGAAAUGGAGGAUGUUUUAAGAAAGCAGACAGAAUUACGGGAUUGUCCAGACGAGUUUCUUACUGAGAUAGCUCAGCAUCUGCAUAGGCCUUUAACUAAACAGUUUCAUGAGCUGGCGAAGUCCAUAUUUCUCUCACAGUCUGGUUCACUAUCAGGGGCCAGUCGUAAAAAGACACAUGGAGAUUUGCAAGAGAAGUUGUCUGGUCUUUGGACUAAUUGUAAACUGUUCGAAAAGGGAAUCAUUCUCUUUCAAGAUGAGGGCCAGACACAGCUUAUUAAACACAUCCUGAAAACCCUCUGCAGUGACAUAGCCAAUAUGGUCGUCAACACUUUGGCGAUUGAUCACAUGGUGUCUGUUCAAGAUGAAUCAGAAAUUACUCCUGAAGUUCGAGCGAAAAUUAUCAGCCAAUUGCCAGACAGUAUUCAACCUCAGCUUGUCAAGUUCCAUGCCUCCUUAAGCGGCAAGAGCCUUGAGGACUUCUUUUCUCUCCUCGACAAAUUCUGUGGACCUGAAUAUUUAGGCAUUAAUUUGAAGAAACCAGAUAAAAGGAAGGAGAGACAGCUGGUGUUUAACCACCGACAAGUAUUACUAGAGCAGAUGAAUCAGGAAUCAGAUCCUGCCAUGACCCUCCAUCUGGCUGUAGUCUUACUCUUCCAGGCCUAUACCCAGUGUCUGAUCCAUGCCCCUGGCAAGUCUGUCCCACAGAUCAUCCUCUUUCUCAAAGAUCACAUGGACGAAGAACAACAUAAAAUAUUUGUUAGUCUUCAAGAUUUAGUGGUUAAACAUUUGAAACUACAAGGUGAUGAUAAAGAAGAAGAGAAAGCUAAACUAACCACGGAAAUGCAAGAUUUACUCCCUAAAGUGAAAGACAUUGCCUCAAAGGCAAAGAAAACGACAACACAGAGUGAUACGACCUCAUAAAAUUUUAUCUUUAUAAUGGUUGUGUUGGUUUUAAAGUGGAUUUGUGCAAAAUUAAUAGAAUUCAAAUGGGAAUAAAGAUAACAUAUAAGUAUAUACAGUCCUUAAGAUAAUGAAGAUAUGCACAAAGCACCUUAAUUUAUGUUUAUUAUAUGUGGAGGUAAUCUUUUGAAGUUGUAUUUGAAAAUGAUUUAUGCACCCCUAAUGACAACAUGAUGUAUAAGUAUUGUAUACAGAAAUGUAAUAGGUUACACGAAAGAAUAAAUUAUCUGGAAAUAAAGCUUAUUUUCUUCAAUGACACUAUAGUGUUGAAAUGAUUUUUUCUGCAAUUAUUAUAAGAAAAGGACACAAUACCUGUUUAGGUUAAUGACUUUUUUGUUUUUAUGUAUCUGUAGGCUUUGCAGUAUAUUCAGGAGGAUCUACAUGGCAC